GGUUGCUGGGAUAGGCGCAUGCGCUGUGUUAGUCAGUGACGAGACGUGAAACUUGGAGGUGUCUUCCGAGUUCCCCAAGUUUGUCCCGCAGAAAAACCUGAUUUUCACUGCGUUUUCACACGGAUACGAGCCGGGAUCGAGGACUAAGCCCAAGAUGGGGCUCCUUCCGUUGGAAUUUAGCGAGUGUUACACGGACAGCCCGUAUUUUCGGGACAACAUCCACACACACGAGGCCGAACUGGAGCGGACCUCCCAGGCCAUCAAGCAGCUUAUCAAGGAGUCGAAAACCCUUCUCCAAGCGGCCAGAAACCUGUCCAAGGCCCAGCGCAGUUUCUGCCAGCUGCUGCAGGACUUCAAGUUUGAGUGUAUUGGCAGCACCAUGACUGAUGAUGAGAUAGAGAUAGAGAGUUCCUUCAAGGAGUUUGGUCGGCUGAUCGGCUCUAUUGAAGAUGAGCGGGACAGGAUGCUUGAAAACGCUUCCGCCGUGCUGAUUGAGCCGCUUGAAAGAUUCCGUAAAGACCAAAUACAUCCUGUGAAGGAGGAAAAGAAGAAGUUUGAAAAGCAGACAGAGAAAUUCUGUACUUCUCUGGACACGUACAUGAAACUGUCUGCCAAGAAACAGAUGGAGAAACUUCAAGAGGCGGAUGCCCAGCUGGACAUGGAGAAGAGACACUUCCAUGAAAGCUCCUUACAGUACGUCUUCAAGCUGCAGGAGGUCCAGGAGCGGAAAAAAUUCGAGUUUGUGGAAACUUUGCUGGGCUUCAUGUACGCAUGGCUGACGUUCUACCAUCAGGGUCAUGAGGUGGCCCGAGAGUUCAGGUCGUACGGCCAGGACCUCCAACUCAGACUACAGAACACAAGAGAGCGGUUUGAGAGCACCAGGACAGAGGCAGAACACCUGAUGAGGAAGAUGCAGGAGAAGCCGAUUGAGCAGGGUCCCAAUAAGACAUACACCAAGCAGGGCUACCUGUUCGUACAGGAGAAAAGACCCAUAGGCUAUGCCUGGGUGAAGCAUUACUGUAUGUACCAGAAGGAGAACAAAAUCUUCACCAUGAUCCCCUACACACAGACCCAAGGAAAACUGACCAGCAGCACAGAAACAAUAAUCCUCAAGUCAUGUGUAAGGAGAAUGUCAGACUCCAUAGACAAGAGGUUCUGCUUUGACAUCAUGGCCAAUGACAAGGCCACGAGCAUCACAGUGCAGGCCAUGUCAGAGGAUGACAGGAAGGCGUGGCUGGAGGCCAUGGAUGGGAAGGAACCAUCGUUACUCUUUCAGACUCAGAUUGGGCCCUAUCAGCCUCCACCUGAAUACCGCCAUAAGAUCUACCAAGUGCCUGGUACUCCAUCUUCAACUGAAGAAAUCUGGAAUGUAAUGCCAUUCUUAGUCACAAAGAAGAGUAGUGUGGAGUCAAUGACAGGUACGGAGACAUGUCCCUCUCCGGGGUGCAGGUGGAGGUUUCUCCCACAUGACUUGCUGAAUGACAUAGGAUUCACCUUCAUCAAGAGAUGUAUUCAGUCUAUAGAGACAAGAGGUAUUGAGGAGCAGGGCCUGUACAGGGUAGUGGGCGUCAACUCCAAGGUCAAGAAGCUAACAGAACUGUGUCUAGUAGACAGGAGAAAAGCAGACAAGGUGGACCUGGACGAGUAUGAGAUCAAAACCAUCACCAGCGCACUCAAGAACUACUUUAGAGGGCUACCUGAACCACUACUGACAUUCAAGCUUCACCAGGAGUUUAUUAAUGCAGCAAAACAAGAGUCCAGGACCUUAAGGAUCAACGACAUCCACAGGCUGGUGCACCAGCUGCCGGAGAGCAACUUUGAGAUGCUGGACAUGCUGAUUGGUCACUUACUCAAUGUUGCAAAUCAUUCCAAGAAGAACCUGAUGUCUAAGCCUAACCUGGGCGUGGUGUUCGGCCCCACACUGAUGAGACCUGCAGAGGAGACGGUGGCGGCCAUCAUGGAUAUCAAGUUCCAGAACAUCAUCGUGGAGAUCCUCAUAUCCAACCAUGAACAGAUUUUUAAGACAGCACCAGAAGGCCAGGAGCUGUCGUAUCGAGGGACCAGAGCCCUGCCAGUGGCCUCCCCUCGGGAAGUUGCCAAAAACGCCCAGUUCCCGAUGCCAUCGGUCCCGCCCCCCUCUGCAGCCCCCCCGGCCCCUCCCCCGGCCUCAGCCAAACCCACCAAGGCCAGCCGACCCGUGGGGAUGUACAGCCCCAACCCCACCCCUGCACCCAGGUCACCCACCAGGACCAACUCAACCAACAAGUCUACAGAAAAUUCCUCAGGAGCGUACAGUAACUCCCACAGCAGCAGUUCGGAGUCGCUGAUCUCCAGAUCGUCCAACGACACGCAGUCGUCCCAGUCCAGCCCGCAGCUGACCAGGCUGCAGGGAGGCACGCACCUCAACAACCCUGUCUACUCCUCCCUCCAUCUGUCCUCAAACCAGAACCAGAAUUGUCAACCCAGCACCAAGCCAGAACCAUUGAGGAAAACCAAACAUCCCAGGAAGUUUGUUUGUUUAACAGCCAGUCUGACUCCCAGUCCUCCCUCACCCAGACCUGCCCAGAACCAGACGUCCGCCCAGCCGGCACCCAGGCUCAAGUCCAAGUGUGUGAAAGCGCUGUAUGCCUGUGAGGGGGAAAAUGACCAGGAACUGUCCUUCAGACCAGGACAGAUCAUAUACAAUGUGAAACCUUCUAACGAGCCGGGCUGGUUGGAAGGCUGGCUGGACGGGAAGAAAGGACUUUUACCCGAGAACUAUGUGGAACCCUUCUAGCACUGUUUAACACUGCAUCGUAGGAUCUUACUUGUCUCUACUUCUACUCACUCAAGCACUUUGCACCUGAGUCGCAGAACAAGAACAGAAGGAGGAAGACCCUGCUUUCUUAAAGGUUUGACCAGCCCUGAAGAUGGAAGUUGCUUGGUCUGGGAUGUACGUAGAUUACAGAACUACCACUGCUGUGUUCAUCUAUUACAGACACUAGAGACAUUCAGCUUCAGAACAGUUGCCCUAAUGUACAGUAGAAGCAUAAUUUGAACAUACGUACAUACAUGUACAAAGACAUUUUACCAAAAAUUGUGACAACACAGGAACUUCAGCACCAAGGACAGGUACAGCAUAUAUAACUUCAUCUACAUGUACAUUGUUGCUGCCAUCUGCCUUUGUACUAUACAUGCCAGGCAUGGUUAGUGCUUACAGCAAGGCUUUCUACAUGUUUGACUUCAUAGAAAUUCAGGUGAGAAUUUCAGUGUGUCAAAUUCAGACUCACAGAUACAGAGAUUAGAACAAACCAACAACCUGCCUGUUUCCAGUUUGGAUCUUACAUGCUGUUGUAUAGAAAUGUGUGCGUGGCAUGGCAACAGUGAUACAAAUAAAGCUACAGCAAAGCAACACUGUGUACAUGUAUAUCUCAUGGCAGGGGUCGGGUGGUGCCACUCUCUACAGUACGCUGUUACUCUUGUACAGAAGGCACAGUGUCAGGAGAAACAUAGGGCUAGAACCAACCUGGUAGAACGUACGUGUGUCUGCUUUUUGUACAGCCUAAGUGGUAAGUGAGCUCUGUGUAAGAUACGAGCCUUUAGAUGGAUUGGUACAUUGUAGAUUACUGGAAACUUUAUUGCCUUAGGUUUGGAUGCAGUGAAACAAACAAUGCAAACUUUCCAGUGUGAUUGUAGUCAUGGAAAGUUCCAAUUACUUGCCUCUACGAGGGGCAUUUUAUGAGGUAAGAACAAAUAAAGCUUUUACAUACAUUUAAUAUGAACAUUGAAAGUUUGACUGUAUAAUGUAUGUGAACACCCCAGUCUCACUUCUGUAUUGUUGAAGUAUUAUAAUUUACUUAAUGAGACCAAUUAUUAAACUUAUACAAAUGCUACUUUAUGAUUUGUUUGUGACAAAAACAACAUGUACUAAGUUAAUCACAAUUGAAAAGUAUGAUUAUUUAAAACCAUGUUGACUCCAGAAAGAUUACGAUUCUUUCAGUAUUUCUUAUCAGCAAAUUUAAGAUUAUGAUAAUUCAUGCGUUAGUCAUACAUAUUAUUGACAAAACUUAUAGAUUAUACUUAUUAUGAUAAGCAUUUUACAAAAACAGCAUUUUACAAGUCACAGCUUUCUGAAAACUGACUGUAGAUUUGCUUUUCAUUUGCAAAGAAACACAUUGGUGGGGUCUUUCCUGUACAUAGAAGAAAUACUGUUAGUAGUGAACUUUGGUGCUAAUUAUAUGAAUCUUCAUCAUUCUUCAACAUCUUAUCCUUCAUUCCCUCUUCUGUUGAUUCUAUGUAAGUAUAUAUAUGUAUAUUAUUGUUGUUGAACAUAUUGUUCAAAGUUUCCUUUCAAGUGUUUGUACAUUGGCUUUGAUUUAUGUAGUUUGAUUUUGUUUCUGUACUUCUCAUACUGAGAUGCUAUGUUGAGAAACUUUCUAUAAAAGAGGCUGUUUUGACCCAGUGUUGGACAUGUCUUGGCAAGGUGUACAUACCCUACAUUUCCAGGACUGAUGAAUAGACUGUAUAGUGUAUACUGUGUAUUGAAGUGACAUAUAGAUGGCUGUGUUUUCCUACAUUGAAUUCCGGCUGUAGUGUUGAUUCGUGUGCACACAUCUUCAUAGCUUCAAGUUGUUCAGUCACAACUAUUACAGUAGUGCUAUGCACCUCACGAUAGAUGGAAUAAACCUUUAUUUUGAUAGCCAGUUGGUAUUACACUGGUGCAGACUGGAUCACUUUCUAGUAUUGAUUUUAAUAAUUAUCUUUGUUUUACAUCUAGAUGAUUGGAAUCUACAUGUAAAAAGAACAUGCUUAAGACUGGGGAAAGAGUGGAAAAUAUUUUUACUAUCCAUGUUAAAUACUCAACUGAUGUAGGAGAACCACAGCCACACUACAGACAAUGUGAAUGGACAAAUAAACCUAAUUCCAGAAUUC
This is a messenger RNA of Branchiostoma belcheri (Belcher's lancelet), 4911 nucleotides long. Its product is annotated as rho GTPase-activating protein 26-like. The transcript has 30 exons. Lineage: Eukaryota; Metazoa; Chordata; Leptocardii; Amphioxiformes; Branchiostomatidae. Gene Ontology annotation, molecular function: GTPase activator activity; protein binding. Gene Ontology annotation, cellular component: cytoplasm. Bases 155 to 2776 code for a protein of 873 amino acids. Gene Ontology annotation, biological process: signal transduction. The record is from RefSeq and is a predicted model, not a curated record.